GGAUUUCCAUCCUCAGCUCUUCGCAGUUUCCUCUCCUUGUUUUGCUUUCGAUCUGGACUGUUCUCAGGCAAGCCGGGGAGUAACUUUUAGUUUUGCUCCUGCGAUUAUUCAACUGACGGGCUUUCAUUUCCAUUUCACACACCCUAGCAACACUUAUACCUUGCGGAAUUGUACUGGUAGCGUGAAAAAAAGCACACUGAGAGGGUACCAUGCCGGUGGAAAGGAUGCGCAUGCGCCCGUGGCUGGAGGAACAGAUCAACUCCAACACGAUACCGGGGCUAAAGUGGCUGAACAAGGAAAAGAAGAUUUUUCAGAUCCCCUGGAUGCAUGCGGCUAGACAUGGGUGGGAUGUGGAAAAAGAUGCACCACUUUUCAGAAACUGGGCAAUUCAUACAGGAAAACAUCAACCAGGAGUAGAUAAACCUGAUCCAAAAACAUGGAAGGCGAAUUUUCGAUGUGCCAUGAACUCCUUGCCUGAUAUUGAAGAAGUUAAGGAUAAAAGUAUAAAGAAAGGAAACAAUGCCUUCAGAGUAUACCGGAUGUUGCCCUUAUCUGAGCGACCUUCUAAAAAAGGAAAGAAACCAAAGACAGAAAAAGAAGACAAAGUUAAGCACAUCAAGCAAGAACCAGUUGAGUCAUCUCUGGGGCUUAGUAAUGGAGUAAGUGAUCUUUCUCCCGAGUAUGCGGUCCUGACUUCAGCUAUAAAAAAUGAAGUGGACAGUACGGUGAACAUCAUAGUCGUGGGACCAUCAUCCCAUCUGGACAGCAACAUUGAGGAUCAAGAGAUUGUCACUAAUCCACCAGAUAUUUGCCAAGUUGUAGAGGUGACCACUGAGAGUGAUGAGCAGCCGGUCAGCAUGAGCGAGCUCUACCCUCUGCAGAUUUCCCCCGUGUCUUCCUACGCAGAAAGCGAAACGACCGACAGCGUGCCCAGCGACGAAGAGAACGCCGAGGGGCGGCCACACUGGUGGAAGAGGAACAUCGAAGGCAAACAGUACCUCAGCAACACGGGCACACGGAGCACAUACCUGCUGCCCAGCAUGGCGACCUUCGUCACUUCCAACAAGCCUGACCUGCAGGUCACCAUCAAAGAGGAGAGCUGUCCGCUGCCUUACAACAGCUCCUGGCCCCCCUUCGCGGACCUCCCCCUCUCUCCGUCCGUGACCCCAGCGCCCAGCAGCAGUCGGCCGGACCGCGAGACCCGGGCCAGCGUCAUCAAGAAGACGUCAGACAUCACCCAGGCCCGCGUCAAGAGCUGUUAAGCCUUUGACUCUCCCUGGUGGUUGUUGGGAUUUCUUGGCUAUGUUUUGUGAUUUGUUUGUAUUUUAUUUUUUUUCUCUCUGACACCUACUUUAGACAAAUCUAAGGGAAAAAGCCUUGAUAAUAGAACAUUGAUUUGCUGUGUCCAACUCCAGUACUGGAGCUUCUUUUUAACUCAGGACUCCAGCCCAUUGGUAGACACGUAUUUCUAGAGCCUGCUGGAUCUCCCAGGGCUACUCCCUCAAGUUCAAGGACCAACAGCCACACGGGCAGUGGAGGUGCCGCAUUGCCUACGGUCAAGGCCAGCAUGGUGGAGUGGAUGCCUCAGAACGGACGAGAAAAUGUGAACUAGCUGGAAUUUUUUAUUCUUGUGAAUAUGUACAUAGGGCAGUCCUAGCGACGCUGCAGUCUGCUUCUGCACCUUAUCUUAAAGCACUUACAGAUAGGCCUUCUCUCGCCCUUGCUCUGUCCCACAGCACAGCCCGCCUCCCCUCUGCUGUUCCCCGCCUCCCACCCCGUCCCGUCCACUUCCUUCCCUCCUUUUCCUCCCCUCGGAGGCUCUGUUCUGCAUCCGGAGGAGAAGAAGAAAAUGAACUUCUCCACAGAUGUCCCAUUUUAAGACUGCUUAAAAAAAAAUAUUUCUAAUCUGCCAUGCUUGAAUGCCACGCGGUACAAAGGAAAACGAUCAUGGAAAUAUUAUGCAAAUUCCCAGAUUGGAAGACAAAAAUACUCUAAUUCUAACCAGAGCAAGCUUUUUUAUUUUUUAUACAGGGGAAUAUUUUAUUCAAGGUAAAAUUCUAAAUAAAAUAUAAUUGUUUUUUAUCUUUUCUACAGCAAAUUUAUAAUUUUAAGAUUCCUUUUCUUGUUUAUCAGCAGUUGUUAUUACAUCCUUGUGGCACAUUUUUUUUUUUUUUAAUUUUGUAAAGGUGAAGAAAAGCUUUUAUGAGCUCAUGUAGCAAUCAGAUUAUCCUGUGGAUUGAUAAUAAAUGAAUAUGGUAUAUA
Messenger RNA from Propithecus coquereli (Coquerel's sifaka), 2262 nucleotides. It is a transcript of the gene IRF2, whose product is annotated as interferon regulatory factor 2. NCBI's taxonomy places the organism in Eukaryota, Metazoa, Chordata, Mammalia, Primates, Indriidae. The coding region runs from base 210 to 1262 and encodes 350 amino acids. The transcript has 9 exons. Gene Ontology annotation, cellular component: nucleus. The record is from RefSeq and is a predicted model, not a curated record. Gene Ontology annotation, biological process: immune system process; regulation of transcription by RNA polymerase II. Gene Ontology annotation, molecular function: RNA polymerase II cis-regulatory region sequence-specific DNA binding; DNA-binding transcription factor activity, RNA polymerase II-specific.